Messenger RNA from Drosophila obscura, 1362 nucleotides. RefSeq lists its product as uncharacterized. The transcript is spliced from 2 exons. The coding region runs from base 1 to 1362 and encodes 453 amino acids. The record is from RefSeq and is a predicted model, not a curated record. Lineage: Eukaryota; Metazoa; Arthropoda; Insecta; Diptera; Drosophilidae.
AUGUCACGCAUUCGCUGGCUCUGGAAAGUGCUCCGGGUAUUUCGGUUUGUUUUCCAUUCCUUGGGUUUGCUGCAGCUCCGUUUCAGCAGAUCUCAGCGCGUGUAUACGCACAGAUACAAUUGCUACAGAUACAUUCCAUGUAUCUUUGUGGUGUGCAUCUUUUUGCUGCAUCAAGUGGCCCGCAAUCGUUUGGAAGUGGAAAAUGCAAUGAUGAAUACCCUGGAAAUUGAGUCGCGACCCCCCGCAGAUACUUUCCGCAUUAGAUGCGAGUACCUGCGGAGUUCAGUGUAUGUCGUGGCCAUGAUAGCGUCUUUGAUUCGACAUAAAUCCCUCUGGCAUUUGGUCAAUCAAUCACAAAUGGCCUACAAACAAAUGAAAGCCCUGCUGGGCAGACACUUGGCCCUGGAAUGCUCCUGCAGGCCUCUCAUCUAUGCAGGAAUUCUGCUUUUCCUGCUUCUCCUCAUGGGCUACAAAAUGUUCUGGCUGGAAUUUCCUCCAAUUGAAGAUGUCCAACGAAAGAUUUACACUGCCAAAGAUAUCUACAACAUUUCCAACUAUCUAAUGGGCAUCCCUCGACUCAUCUUCAUGCUGUUGAUAGCCCUGCACAUCGUGUUUCAUCUGUUAAAUGCAGGAUGGCUGCAAUCUUUGCAAAAUCUACGUCUAAACCGGAAUCUGAAAUGCUUUCAGCUGCUCCUGAGGAUGAUAUUUCCCAUACAGAAGAGAGUCAAUCUCUUGGCGGGCUUCUACUUUCGAGUGUCGUAUGAUUGCUUUGUGUUUCUGAUUGCCAUUCGCAUUGUGGAGUUUUCGCGUAUUUUGCACUUCGAUUCGAAUGAGUUGCUGCAGCAGCAAAAGAGUCGCGAUGAUCUGGAGGAUGAAGCGGCAUGGAAUGGCAAGAAUUUGGAAGAUCUCCCAUGCCCAAAGGAGCUGCUAAAGGAGUCCAUCUAUCUGUUAUCCUGGCAUUUGGCCUUGUGGCUGCUUCUCCUGGCUGCCGCACAGCUACAGCAGUGCGAAUAUCAAUCAUUGAUUGAGCAUUGCUGGCACAUCAAGUUCGAGGAAAAGAUCAAAAGCAACUCUAAUCAAGGGAAAACUGAAAUGGCAUCUCAGUUCGAUAUCAUUGAUAUACUGUUCCAUUCACAAAUCAACAUUUUGGAUCAUCAGCGAAUUUCCAUUUGCUUCCUCUCUGGAAAGCUAAGAAAGCGGACCUCUUUUCUCACUUUAAAUACCAUUUUGGUGCACUUUAAAUUGCUGCUUAACGUCGUGAUUUUCAUGGCCAUCGUUUACCUUAUCCAGCAGGGCGAAAUAGCAGAACUACAAUCAUACCUCUGGCAAAAGGAACACACGAAUAAUCGGGAGACAAAUUAA